AUAACCAUGUUCGUAUUUAGCGCCAUUGAAGCAACUUCAAGUUGAUAUCUCGAAUCUCGAUUAACUAAAAUGGCACCGCGUAGGUUUCUUCGUGUAAUGUCAAUGGAAUGCAUUCUUGUGAUUAUUGAAGAAAAUUAAAAAAGAAGAACGACGAGAUGGGCAUAUUUUUCACUAAGAAGAAACCACAGAGUCGCAUUACCGAACAAGACAAGGCUAUCUUGCAAUUGAAACAAACUAGAGACAAAAUCAAACAAUAUCAACGUCGAAUCGAACAAACUCUUGAGAAGGAACGACUUCUAGCUAAAAAACUUAUACAAAAUGGACAGAAAGACCGGGCUUUAUUAUUGCUGCGUAAAAAAAAAUUCCAAGAGCAAAUUCUGUCAAAGAUCGAUGGUCAGCUAGAAAAUCUAGAAAUUAUGGUACAUGAUAUAGAAUUUGCCCAAAUAGAAAUUAAAAUUGUUGAUGGCCUAAAAGAAGGAAAUGCUGCUUUGAAGAAGUUGCAUGACAUUUUUUCUAUUGAUGAAAUCGAGAAGGUUAUGGAUGAAACAAGGGAAGGCAUUGAAAAACAAAGAGAAUUGGAUGAAAUAUUAUCUGGUGAACUUACGCAAGAAGAUGAAGCAGAAGUAGAGGCAGAAUUGGAUGUUCUAUUGAGUGCAGAAAUAAAAGAAGCUGCACCAGAAAUACCAGAUGAAAUAACAUUGCCAGAAGUACCGACAAACUUACCAGAAAGGAGGAAAGAACGCGUAAAGGAAAAAAUGCAAGAAGCAAUUGCUUUAGAAGCGUGAAAGACAAAUGAGUAAAACUUCGACUACUUCAAAACUAUGCAAAAAUUCUUUGUACAUAUGUACAGUGUAUAAUGUUAAGAUGUUAAUUAUAAAGUCAAUAACAUUUAAUUGAAAACUAAAGUUGCUUCUAUUGUAUCUUUUAAAUGACAUAAUCUAUUAUUGUGGAAAAUACAAUAUUAGUAAAUAAACUGUGUGGUGUUUUAAAAAAUAAGAUAAUAAUUGAUAAAAUUACAUAACUUUUUACAUAUAAAAUAGUUUAAUUACAGGUAUGUUAAUUACACUUGCAUAUCCUUAUAAUUAUGAGCUAUACUUUGUUCUCAAUUUUCUAUUAAAAAAUGUUUAGAAAUAAAUAUAUAAUUACUAAUUUCCGAAAAGAAUAAAUUCAUUAUCGUCGUUGUUUAUGAUUUCAACAGAAUUCAAUCUUUAAAGAAUGUAAUAACUUAUGAAAGUGAUUUAAUAUCCUAUACAUUUGUUUCUAUGUUUCACGUGAGACUAUUAUAUUAAUAAAUUUUUUAGAAACAUUAUUCAUUUAAUAUUGUUCUUCUUUGAUAUGUUAAAGUAUUGUGAGUAAUUGUUUGUGAUCUAGAGGAUCGUAAAUUAGUUUUUUAUAAAUUAAAAUCAUGUUCUGAUCAAAUUCAGAAUAUGAUAUAUGAAUACACUGUCCAUAUAUAUAUAGUAUAUAUUUAAAAAUUUAUAAUUAUUUGUAGAUUAAGUAAAAUUAAGUUAAGUGAUCUAAGAAGCAGGAACAAUAUGUUAUUCGAAUCCCUGCAUCUAAAAUAUUAGUACGUAGUAAAAUAUUUUUAUACACAAUACGUUUUAAAAAUUUAUAUACAAAAAUUAUCUGCCAAAUUAUUAUUUACUUAAUUCAAUUAUUACAACCAAUAUGUAUUUUUUUCGUAUACUUCAUACGUGUACGAAUUUAUAUCGUUUAUUAGAUAAUAUGAAUAUUACGAUAUUUCAAAUGAUGUCACAACUUGCUAAGAAUUGACCUGUGUCUUUCCCUCUAAUCUACAUAAUUAGGGAGAUAUUGAUAUUUUACGUGUUAGCUCGCCUCCGCCAUAUUUUACGACGUUUCAUACGAUGUAUUAUAAUCAAUUUAAAUUGAACUCGAAGUUUUUCAGAUUGUAAAGAAAAAAUUAAAAUUAAAAAAGAAAUAUCGUUCCAAUGUUUAAUUCGAGUAUAUUUGUCAUAUUAAAAGAUAUGAUUAAUUUCAAUCGAUGCAAUUAUUGAUCAUUUAUGAAUAUGAUUGUAAGCUAUAGCUAUCGAGCGCCACUCACCCAUGGUAAUAUACAAGUGACAAUACGUAAAAGAUAGUAAUAGAUAAGAAACCACUUCGUAAAGUCGACGUACGUUAAUUGCCUCGACAAAAAAAAUUGUUUUAAUAAACGCUUCCAUUUCACAGAAUUUUUCCACUUGUCUUUACGCAUUUAGAAAAAUUUUUACAUGAUUCAAAGGCUAAUACGCGUUAUUCUUAAUUAUGAAAAGAUGUUAAAUACGAAAUAAAAGGAAACAUUCCAAAUUACAUGGUAGAUGACCCUGAGGAAAAUUCGAGUAUGUAUACCAACAAUAUAAAGAAACAACCGAGAUCGACUAUAUACGUACAUACAUCAUACGUAUUUGCCAACGUGCUAUUUGCACUGUGAUAAUCCAUCUGCGAAAUAAUACUUGCAUGAAAACCAGUCGUUUUCUCUUUUCUUCUCUUUAGGAACUAUGAACCUGUUAAAAUACACGAUGUCAUUCACCCUCUUCAAUCGACUCACGUUAAUGUAUAUUGAGGCAUUUUUAAAUACUUAUCAUCUCAAUUGAUUAAUGAACGAAAAAAAUACAUUUUCGAUCAAAUGUAUAUAUGUAUAUAUAUAUAUAUGUAAUUGUCUUCAAGGAAAUAUGAAUCUUCCGUGCGAAACGUGAUGUCUUGAAUAACAUUGAUAUUCCUAACUCGUCGGAUGACUAAUUAGAAUUACAAUGGGCACAGAGGUGUGUAGAUAAUCGACCAUGCGUAUGCGAUUGCUUUACCAUCGUCGAAAAUAGCUUCAAUUAGAUAGAUUCAACGAGGAAAAAUCACGAAUUUUCUUCGUACCGAGUACAUACAAAUAUAAGCAGAUCGAUUAGAUGUUUCACUGUUCUUCCAAUUUUAUUUUUUCGUAUACGAAUUAUCAUAAAAGAAUGGAUAUUUGAAGUGUUCGAAAAAGACUUUAAUUAGAUUGUAUCGAUAAGCAGUAAAAAAGCAAAAAAUGUUGUUUCUGACAAAUUAUGUAAUCAUGAUCAUUUAAGAAUCGAUAGUUUUCUGUAAACUAUGUUAGUAAGCAGAUACAGGAAGAGAACGACUACUAUCGUGAUAUAUUUGAAACGACGUCAUCUAUACGGAUCAGUAAUUCCAUAUUUAAAACCGGGUGACCUUCGUACGUAAGAGAGACAGAGAUGAAAAGAAGAACGAGUUGUGAUGUUUUAUUCUUCUUUUUAUUUUCGUUCAAUCGUUGUCGUCACGUAUCUUGCGAGUAAGAAAGUUCCAUACGGAAGUCUAUUUCUAUGAAAUAAGAAAAUCUAUACUACAGUUAAUCAGAACAUUAUGAAUUUUUCGAAGGAAAAAAAAUUAUAAGAUAAAUCAAAAUUAAUUUUAUUGCUUUGAUAUUGUGUGUUAUAUACGUUAACAAAAAUUGAAUCGUAGAUACUUACAUUUUUUGCAAUCAUAGCCGGGUUUUUAAAGAUUUAAUGUACAUUCGACGAAUCGCAUUAAAACUUCCAAUAAACCGCAACGACGUCACACAGAUAAAUAGCUUAUUAGUCAUUAAUAGCUAAAGUCAGACGAAGCCAGCGUGUUUUGUGACUUUUAUUGUGGUGGAAUUUCUACUGACAAAUAAUAUUAUUUAUAUCGUAGUUCAUACAAUGGAAAGGUUGUAAAAUAUUUAUUACUUCCGGCUUUUCUUUUUUUCCAGAUUCGUGUACACACAUUAGUUGAUACUUGUUAUCUUUAAAAAUUUUUAUAGAGAAAUUUCAUUUAACGAAAAAUUCUCGAAUAAAAUAACGGGUUAAUCGAAAACAUAACUCAAUCAAUUAAUGAAUCAGAUUCUCCUAUUAUAAUUAAUAUGACGUCGUCAU
Messenger RNA from Vespa velutina, 3881 nucleotides. It is a transcript of the gene Vps20, whose product is annotated as charged multivesicular body protein 6. The transcript is spliced from 5 exons. Gene Ontology annotation, biological process: late endosome to vacuole transport via multivesicular body sorting pathway; vesicle budding from membrane. The coding region runs from base 156 to 785 and encodes 209 amino acids. NCBI's taxonomy places the organism in Eukaryota, Metazoa, Arthropoda, Insecta, Hymenoptera, Vespidae. Gene Ontology annotation, cellular component: multivesicular body; ESCRT III complex. The record is from RefSeq and is a predicted model, not a curated record.